AUUACAUGCCUGCUAACCUUUCACUGAUGCACAUGAUUCCGAAGAAGCGAUUGGUCGAGGGCGGUGUCUGUCAGACGGUGAGGGCGUAGCUCUCACCCUCGCUCACUGUCAGAGCUCGAGGGACGAAACGAAGAGUUCGUUUCCGUUUGUAGGCUGCGGAAACCGAGUUUCACAGAGCUACGCAAGCCGAACAGAGACCGAUUGGAGCUCGAUCCUACGACCGAGAGGAGGAAAGAGGACAGUAUUGAGGAAGACCUUGUAAUCAAAAUACCGUCCAAAUUUACACAAAUAUUACACUUUAAUAGCACUGAAACCCAGUGCCUGUGAAGAUGGGAGACAAGGCGGGGACCAGAGUCUUCAAGAAGUCCAGCCCCAACUGCAAGCUGACAGUAUACCUGGGGAAGAGAGACUUUGUGGAUCAUCUAGACCAUGUAGAUCCAGUGGAUGGAGUGCUACUCAUAGACCCAGAAUACCUAAAAGACAGAAAAGUCUUUGUGACUCUGACCUGUGCGUUCCGGUAUGGUAGAGAGGACCUGGACGUUCUGGGCUUGUCCUUUAGGAAAGACCUCUAUAUCUCCACCUUCCAGGCCUUCCCUACCCUCACCACAGAGGAAGGUAAACCACUCAGCCGGCUGCAGGAACGACUGCUGAAGAAACUAGGCCAGCACGCCCACCCAUUCAGCUUCACUAUCCCUCAAAACCUGCCCUGCUCAGUCACUCUACAGCCAGGACCAGAGGACACAGGGAAGGCCUGUGGAGUAGACUUUGAGGUCAGAGCCUUCUGCGCCAAGACUGUAGAGGAGAAGAUACAUAAAAGGAACUCAGUGCGUCUGGUGAUCCGUAAGGUGCAGUAUGCCCCAGAGAAGCCUGGUCCUCAGCCCAUGGUGGAGACAACACGAUCCUUCCUACUGUCAGAUAGAUCCCUACAUCUAGAGGCCUCCCUGGAUAAAGAACUCUACUACCAUGGAGAACCUAUCAGUGUGAAUGUCCAUGCGACCAACAACUCCACCAAAACAGUCAAGAGGUUGAAAAUCUCAGUUCGCCAGUAUGCUGACAUUUGUCUGUUCAGUACGGCUCAGUACAAGUGUCCUGUUGCACAGGAAGAGGCAGAUGACCAGGUGUCCCCCAGCAGUACGUUCUGUAAGGUGUACACCCUGACUCCCACGCUCACCAACAACCGGGAAAAGAGAGGCCUGGCACUGGACGGCAAGCUGAAGCACGAAGACACCAACCUGGCCUCCAGCACCAUAGUGAAAGAUGUGUCCAAUAAGGAGGUUCUGGGGAUCCUGGUGUCCUACAGAGUCAAGGUCAAGCUAGUGGUGUCUCGCGGAGGGGAUGUGUCGGUGGAGCUGCCUUUUGUUCUGAUGCACCCCAAACCCUCUGACCUACCCAUGUCCAGACCUCAGUCAGUCGUCCCAGAAACAGAUGCCCCAGUUGGCAGUAACCUGAUAGAGUUUGAGACAAAUAAUUUCUCUCAGGAUGAUGACUUUGUGUUCGAGGACUUUGCCCGUCUGCGGCUGAAAGGAACGAAGGACGAUAAGGAUGAGGAUGACCACUUGUGCUAGCUCUCCCUCCCCCAGGACCAUGCACCUGAACCUGGGGAGAGGUGCUAGGCGAGUCCCUGGUCUCAUGUUGUCUCCAGGCCAGUAGGCUCAACUUCAGAAAGGGGGAGCAGGAGCACUCAUAUAUAUUAUAUUUUUCAUUUCCCCCCCUUCUACUUCUUCUUCUUCGUCUUCUUCUCUCUUCUUUCUUGUACAUCUUUGAUGGCAUUUUCCAUUUCUACUCCUUCGUUUUGUCACGCGUUUGUUUGAGAAACAGAGAGAAUGAGAGAUGAAACAGAGAGUGAGAGAGAGAUGGAGAGAUUUAUAGGAGUGUCGAGUCCACAGUGUCUGUUUUAGGGAAUCCUUCUACAUGUUUUGGAUCCAUUCUUUGAUUCAGGGUUGAUGUUAUAUGUUCUAUAUGCUCUAUAGGUCCCAGCUUUAUAAGAAGUGGGUAGACAGACAGAUAUACAUUUGUCAUUAUUUACAUGAUGGAAUACCAUGUACCUAAGGUUGCAAAAUUCCCCAAAUUCCCAGAUUUUCAAGAAAUUCUGGUCAGAAGAAUCUGGAUUUCCUACUUAUUCUCUCCUGAUUCUGGGAAUCUUCCAACCAAGAUUUCUGGGAAAACCUGGGAAUUUUGAGGAAAGUUUGGGGAAUUUAGGCAAUCCUAUAUGUAACUGUAAUGUACAGGACUGCGUUGCUGCACAACUACUUAGAGGGAACAUGAGUUUAAUAGUUUAGUUAAUUACAUUGUUAUGACAUAGUUAUAACCAGUUAUUACACUGUAAUUACAUUGUUAUUAUGCUACUAUUAUUAUUACACCUUUACCUUAUCCUUGACACCCAUUAUACCCAAUAUGUAACUCAAUACUUUACCCCUUUAUGGCAAGUGUGAAACGAUUACAUAUCGUCACAGUGAGGGAGUGAGUAAGUGUCCUGUGUGUGCAGUGUGCUUACAGUCAGCUACAGUGAGCGUUUUAGUGUUGUGCACUUUACACCCUGCGACAAUAACUGUAAGUGCUUACACUGAGGGUGUGAGUGUGAUGCAUUCAGCAUGAGGAUGCAGGCGAUCGUAUGUACAGACAGUGUAUUCUGUUAAUUAACAACUACAGGCAGCAAAGCCUACACACACCCACACACACCCCCCCACACACACACCCCCACACACACACCCUACAUUCAGCGGAUGCCAUGAACACGAUAAAUAGCUAUUCUUUUACGUUAAUGAUUUGCCCAAAGUCGUUUUCUUGGUAGAUCAGGUGGCAGUUUGAUCGAACCCAACUGUCAAUAAGAUCAGGGCUCAUGUCUAUGACGAUAGCCUACUGUACUUUACUGGGCCAAUUAUAAAGCUGUGGUUUUCUAGAGGAGUAGGAGUGCUGAUCUAGGAUCAGGUCCCGCCGCAAUAUAACCUUAUUCAUUUUGAUCGACCUGGCCAAAAGGAUAUUUUUUGGACAGCUCACAAAGGGUGCCCCCUGGUGUGUGAAAAGCUGUAGUCUUCUGCAGGUCUAUCAAUAGAGUAUUUAAAGGAGGUUGAAGGUGGAAGUUUCCCCCUCCACUGAUACAGGGUAACAUUAUUUUGGUGUAGGGCAGCGGUUCUCAAACUUGGUCCUCUGGACCCAAAGGGGUACAUGUUUUGUUUUUUGCCCGAACACGACACAUCAUUUGAUUCAAAUGAUCAAAGCUUGAUGAUUAGUUGAGUAUUUGAAUCAGCUGUGUUGUGCUGGGGAAAAACCCAAAAUGUGCUCCCAGAGGGGGCUCCAGGACCGAGUUUGGGAAAUGCUGUUGUAGGGUAAUCUGAUCCUAGAUCUGUGGUUAGGGAGUGACUUCUACCUCAAUUGUGGUAAGUUUAACAUUGACCAACCUCUUAAACCUACCAGCAUCCAACUUUAGCCUCAAUCAUCAGAAUCACCAAUGUAGGGAGUAGGGGAAAGGGGGGGUGGGAGGAAAGGGGGGUGGGAGGGAAAUUAAUGGAGAAAAAACAUUUUAUUUUUGUUGUAAUAAUCGCCAGAGAUAUAUACGUACUUAAAUGUUGCCAUUAUUUGUAUUUUAUUCUUAAGACAUUGUUUUAUUUUUUAUUAUUAAAAAGUCAGGUGAUAAGUGAUAUGAACCAACUGCUGUAAAUAUUCGUACUGUUCCGUUCAACUCAACAGCCAAUAGGUGUUCACUAUAGAACACUGCAGUCCAAUGACCGAGCACAGUUUAUAGGAUAAUCAGUCACAGAAUCCCACGGUUUAUAGGAUAAUCAGUCACAGAAUCCCACGGUUUAUAGGAUAAUCAGUCACAGAAUCCCAGUUUAUAGGAUAAUCAGUCACAGAAUCCCACGGUUUAUAGGAUAAUCAGUCACAGAAUCCCACGGUUUAUAGGAUAAUCAGUCACAGAAUCCCACGGUUUAUAGGAUAAUCAGUCACAGAAUCCCACGGUUUAUAGGAUAAUCAGUCACAGAAUCCCACGGUUUAUAGGAUAAUCAGUCACAGAAUCCCACGGUUUAUAGAAUAAUCAGUCACAGAAUCCCAGUUUAUAGGAUAACCAGUCACAGAAUCCCACGGUUUAUAGGAUAAUCAGUCACAGAAUCCCAGUUUAUAGGAUAAUCAGUCACAGAAUCCCAGUUUAUAGGAUAAUCCGUCACAGAAUCCCAGUUUAUAGGAUAAUCAGUCACAGAAUCCCACGGUUUAUAGGAUAAUCAGUCACAGAAUCCCACGGUUUAUAGGAUAAUCAGUCACAGAAUCCCAGUUUAUAGGAUAAUCAGUCACAGAAUCCCCCAGUUUAUAGGAUAAUCAGUCACAGAAUCCCAGUUUAUAGGAUAAUCAGUCACAGAAUCCCACGGUUUAUAGGAUAAUCAGUCACAGAAUCCCAGUUUAUAGGAUAAUCAGUCACAGAAUCCCAGUUUAUAGGAUAAUUAGUCACAGAAUCCCACGGUUUAUAGGAUAAUCAGUCACAGAAUCCCACGGUUUAUAGGAUAAUCAGUCACAGAAUCCCACGGUUUAUAGGAUAAUCAGUCACAGAAUCCCACGGUUUAUAGGAUAAUCAGUCACAGAAUCCCACGGUUUAUAGGAUAAUCAGUCACAGAAUCCCACGGUUUAUAGGAUAAUCAGUCACAGAAUCCCACGGUUUAUAGGAUAAUCAGUCACAGAAUCCCACGGUUUAUAGAAUAAUCAGUCACAGAAUCCCAGUUUAUAGGAUAAUCAGUCACAGAAUCCCACGGUUUAUAGGAUAAUCAGUCACAGAAUCCCAGUUUAUAGGAUAAUCAGUCACAGAAUCCCAGUUUAUAGGAUAAUCAGUCACAGAAUCCCACGGUUUAUAGGAUAAUCAGUCACAGAAUCCCACGGUUUAUAGGAUAAUCAGUCACAGAAUCCCACGGUUUAUAGGAUAAUCAGUCACAGAAUCCCCCAGUUUAUAGGAUAAUCAGUCACAGAAUCCCACGUUUAUAGGAUAAUCAGUCACAGAAUCCCACGGUUUAUAGGAUAAUCAGUCACAGAAUCCCAGGUUUAUAGGAUAAUCGGUCACAGAAUCCCCAGUUUAUAGGAUAAUCAGUCACAGAAUCCCCCAGUUUAUAGGAUAAUCAGUCACAGAAUCCCAGUUUAUAGGAUAAUCAGUCACAGAAUCCCACAGUUUAUAGGAUAAUCGGUCACAGAAUCCCACGGUUUAUAGGAUAAUAGGUCACAGACUCCCACAGUUUAUAGGAUAAUCAGUCACAGAAUCCCCCAGUUUAUAGGAUAAUAGGUCACAGAAUCCCACGGUUUAUAGGAUAAUAGGUCACUGAAUCCCCCAGUUUAUAGGAUAAUCAGUCAUCGAAUCCAAGUUUAUAGGAUAAUCAGUCACAGAAUCAUCCCAUGGUUUAUAGGAUAAUCAGCCACAGAAUCAUCCCAUGGUUUAUAGGAUAAUCAGUCACAGAAUCCCAGUUUAUAGGAUAAUCAGUCAUCGAAUCCAAGUUUAUAGGAUAAUCAGUCACAGAAUCCCAGUUUAUAGGAUAAUCAGUCACAGAAUCUCAAAUCCAGGUUCUCAAGGACCCCUUAGUUAACUUACAAUUAUCUAUAAACUGAAUUUAAACAUACUUCAUCAAUUGAAUGUAGUUUCAUAAGUCCACUUUAAGUUUGAUAAAUAAGUUCUGUUUUGAAAUGUAUAGGAAAUCAGAAUAACCAGGGGCCCCUCGGGACCAGGAUAUGGAAAGAUGGGCUACUACUGUAUAAUCUAGAUUGUAGACACUUCAUAGGCUAUUACAGAGUACUUUGCAGUCAGUUAUGGGUAUACUGUAUGUCUGUAAAGGUGUUUAGGUGUAGAAUGAAGAUAGAUAGGGAGGAUUGAUUGAUCGAUUGACACUUGGCUCAUUUAUCAGAUUGAAAAUCACGGUGUUUGAACAGGUUAUAUAUGUAUAUAACAUAAAAGGGGAAAACUAUCCACCUAAUGUACCGUUUCAAAGAGGGACAAGCUUCAACUAUGGCAAGCCAAGAGGAACAAAUGACUAAGCCAGCAAAUGCAAUGUAACAACACUGAUCGCCUCUUCUUAUGAGAAGUGUUGAAUUGAUUGCAGCCGUCGCCAUUUUGGUUCAAUGACAAUAAUGUUUUUUCUUAACAUGAAAUGUGUGGGCUCAUUCAACUUGUGUAAACCCAUCAACAAUUGUCCAUGGUUAAUGAGAUUUAUAUUGAUGGUCACGUUAACAAACAAUGUUGCACAUUACUUUUUACCCCUUUGAAUGCACCAUACUGUUACUAACACCCAGAGGAUGACAUCAUAGGCUGAGGUUGUAAACAGGGUGUAAUCAUAGAAAUACAAUUUCUAGAAUUGACAUCUCCAUUCAAGUAAUGUUUAUUUCCCUUCUUGUAAUUAUAUUUCUAUGGGUGUGAUGAUGUCAAUCACAACACACUAGUCAUGAAGCUUCACAAUUAGGUUAUAAAGGUUCCUAAGAAGGUGAUAAACGUCAUACUCUGUUCAUGUUAUGAAUGGAUCGACGCAUGGCAUUCUAAAAAUGCAGUGUCUUAAAACAUUAUGAACAAUUUAGUGAUAUAGAACAUUCAGAACCUCCAGAAGCUCUCUUAGGGACCAUGUAAAUGUUACAAUGAGCUAUUUUGUAUUUAAAGUGGCCUCUUAUGACACAGUAUGCCCUAUGAACCUUCAUAGCACCCUUAUAAACAGCCAUAAAGGAUGAUGAAAUUGUGUAAAAGAAAUAAGGCAUGAAAGGCUGUCAUAUAUUGAUGAUGUCACAGCUAAGGGGGCCUCUUGUGCCUGCUUUAAAAUUCAGUUAUAUCAUGUUUUAUGACUGCAUCAUAAGGUGAAUGUUUAUAAGGCAUUAUAAGACUUUGGAAGAGACCACUUCAGGUAGUUGUGUUACCAGCUUUUCCUUUGUUUGUAAAUCUGAAUGGUGAUUGUCCUCAUCAGUCUGUAAACCAGUCAAGUGUAGAGAAAAACAAAAAAACUUAAAGUGGAAGUUCAGUAUUUCACAACUUAACCAUGGAUUAGUUUCUCCAUAGACUACUUUUAGGUUGAGGAAACAUCUAAAACACUCAGUAAAAUACUGAACUUCCCCUUUAAAAACAAAGAUCUUCUAUUUUUGAUCCCUUCCACCUUAGUUGAGGUAUCCAUGGAAAUGCACGGAAUCAUGUUGGUUUGUAGACUAUUGAGACACGACUUCUAUUUUAUUUUAAGGACAAUUUUAAGCUACUAGAACUAUUACUACUGCUAAAAUUGAGAUUCAUAGAGAACUAUACUUAAACGCUACCUGAUAAUUUAAUAAAUUCACAGAUAAAGUAAGACAAAGUAUAUUGUUAUUAAGGAAACCAAGAUACUGUAUAAGCAAUAUGUUAUUUUAGUCAAUAAAAUUUUACAAAAUCACAAUGACAUUUUUUUUUUUAAGGUUUAAAAGCAUUGGAGAAUAUAUGUCGCUUCUUUAUUUUGUACUGCAUUUUAGAAAAUGUCAAUUUUUAAAAACAGUUAACAUACAAAA
This is a messenger RNA of Salmo salar (Atlantic salmon), 7476 nucleotides long. Lineage: Eukaryota; Metazoa; Chordata; Actinopteri; Salmoniformes; Salmonidae. The record is from RefSeq and is a predicted model, not a curated record.